CAGUCCAACCUGGAGAGACACAAAGAUACCAGCGCCACAGAGAAGCCAUGGAAAUGUGGGGACUGUGGGAAGGGAUUCAAAGCCCCAUCACAGCUAGAAACACAUCGACGUGGUCACACUGGGGAAAGACCGUUCAGCUGUUCUGAUUGUGGGAAGGGAUUCACUCAGUUAUCCAACUUGCAUUUACACCAGCGAGUUCACAUACGAGAGCAGCAAUUCUCAGGCUCUGCGUGUGGGAAAGUAUUAACGAAGGCACCUGACCUGCUGACACAUGGAUGGGUUCACACUGGGGAGAGACCUUUUACCUGCUCUGAGUGUGGAAAGGGUUUUGGUGCUUCAUCCAGUCUCCAGAGACACCAGCGAGUUCACACUGGGGAGAGGCCAUUCAUCUGCUCCAUGUGUGGAAAGGAAUUUACUGUUUCAUCCAACUUGCGGAGACACCAGCGAUUACAUGACAGGGAAAAGCUGUUCACCUGCUCUGAGUGUGGGAGGGGAUUCAAUUAUUCAUCUAGCUUGUGGAAGCACCAGCGAGUUCAUACUGGGGAGAGGCCAUUCAACUGUUCUGAGUGUGGGAAGAGAUUCACUGAUUCGUCAAGCUUGUGCAAACACCAACAAAUUCACUCGGAGGAGAGGCCAUUGACCUGUUCGGAGUGUGGGAAGGGAUUUGCUCACUUAUCCCAUCUGCUGACUCACCAGCGCGUUCAUACUGGGGAGAGGCCAUUCAUCUGCUCCAUAUGUGGGAAGGGAUUCACUCAGUCAUCCCACCUGCUGACACACCAGCGUGUUCACACUGGGGAGAGGCCAUUCAUCUGCUCCAUCUGUGGGAAGGGAUUCACUCAGUUGUCAAGCCUGUUGCGACACCAGAUGGCUCACACGGGAGAGAAGCCAUUCCCCUGUUCCAUGUGUGGCAAGGAAUUUACUCGAUCGACCAGUCUGCUGAGGCACCAGCGAGUUCACACUGGAGAGAGGCCGUUCACCUGCGCCGCGUGUGGGAAAGGAUUCACUGAGUCAUCAAGUUUGUUGAUACACCAACGCGUUCACACUGGAGAGAGGCCGUUCACCUGCUCAGAGUGCGGGAGGGGAUUCAUUGAUUCAUCCAGCCUGCGGAAACACAGGCAUGCUCAUACUGGAGAGAGGCCAUUCAUUUGUUUUGUGUGUGGGAAGGGCUUCAGUGAGUCAUCCACAUUGCUCCGACACCGUGGCAGCCACACUGAGUAGAAACCUUUUCAAGGCAGUGACCAUGGGUGUUAGUUGUAUCAACUGAGGUGAAGUAUACACUAGUGGAGUGCAUUGAUUGGAUGGUUACAUGAGUGCAUAUAAAAGGACACUUAAUGACACAAUAGAAUGAAGUCAGGAGAGAGAUACCUCCAAAAUUCCACUCUGUAAAUAAAUUGAUUCCAAGUAAAGAUUGGCUCCAGUUUCUUCCUCCCCCUAAAGUCUUUCAGGAUCCCAACAGAAAGUGCUAGCUGAAUGUUGAAGCUUGGAAAUUAAAAGAAAGCAAAAUCUCAGACAGAAAUCCAAGCUGAUUUGGAGAGAAAUGGUUGAUGAGCAGAAAUUUUCAGGAGCUGAUUGUUUGUGGAAUCAGAGCAAAUGAGUUAAAUGUUAAUCUCUGUGGCACAUCUGCAUAGAUAAUAGGGCUUAAAACUGGAAAAACAUGCAGUAAAUUUAGACACAAUGUGAAACAUUUUAAAUCACGUCUUUUUCAAUGCCAGAUAUUGUAUUUUAAGAGUGAGUUUCUGAUCAAGAAGAGGCAAGAGCACCAUCAGUUCUAGAGUAUCCUGCUGCAAUACAAACAGUUGUUAGCAAUUCAGAGUGAAGCAAGGCUGCCGAACUCCAGGUAAGUGGUCCAGUUAUCAAAUUGUUGUGGACAGCUAGUAACACCUUUCCCAAUGGUCAAGAGAGAGCUGAGGGGUUUCCCAGAAGGAAUUGGGACUUAGUUAGGAGUUUGCAUUGCGUACAUAUGAACGUGCAGACAUGAAUUAAAAGCAGGAUGGACCACUUGGCCCUUUUCAGCCUGUUCCACCAUUCAAUAAGCUUAUAACUGAAGUGAUUUUUGUAUAUUUCCAUCUACCUCUGCGGUUUCAUCUCCCUGCUGAUUAAAACACUCUCUGCUUCUGCCUUAAAUAUGCUCACUGCCUUUUGAGGAAGACAAUUCCAAACAUUGACAAUCUUCUGACAGAACAAACUUCUCCUCCUCUCUCUUCAAAUGGGCAACCCAUUAUUUUGAAACCGUGACCCUCCGGCUUGAAGAGAACCUCCUGGGAUUAGUCAGGCCCCUACUCCCACUUGGGGGAACAGGCUUCAACUAGCCACACAAUCACCAGAGAUGAUGGGCAGCCUGUCUAAAGGAUGUUAGAGGAAAUCCAAGCAACUUCAGGAACAGAAUGCCACACAGGUCCAUAUGGAGGUGGAGGCCAUACGCAUGGAGGACAUCAUUGAACAAGCCACAGCACGUGGAGUUUGCUGAUCAGCUUAGUUCCAAAACGCGAUGGGACUCAACGAUUCUGCGUGGAUUAUCGGAAGAUCAACACCGUUACAAAAUCAGACUCCUAUCCAAUUCCUGGAUUGGAGGACUGCAUUGAGAAAGUUGGACAAGCCAGUUACAUCAGCAAGUUGGACUUAAUG
This is a messenger RNA of Hemiscyllium ocellatum (epaulette shark), 2625 nucleotides long. Its product is annotated as zinc finger protein 229-like. NCBI's taxonomy places the organism in Eukaryota, Metazoa, Chordata, Chondrichthyes, Orectolobiformes, Hemiscylliidae. The transcript is spliced from 3 exons. The annotation marks the transcript as partial. The record is from RefSeq and is a predicted model, not a curated record.